UCGAAACAACACCGCUGCGGGAAAGCUCAAAUAAACUACGCUUCCCAUCAGCCCCCGGGGCAAAGGGCAACCCGACGGACAGCUGCAUGGCGUAGCCUCUUGUGCCAGCGGGGAGGAGUUUUCGAAAACGAAACCGCCCGCGCGCCUGCGCGUGUUUCUCCUGGUUGGGGCAAUGGUUGUGGGCGGCUGUCGGUGGUAGUUGUGGCGGGGAGUGGUGACAGCUGGCCGUAAUUAUGUCAAACAAGGAAGUGAAAGCUGCAUUGAAAGGUGCCAGAGAUGCAAUAAGAAAUAAAGAAUACAAAGAAGCACUGAAACACUGCAAGGCAGUGUUGAAACAAGAAAAAAAUAACUACAAUGCCUGGGUAUUUAUUGGUCUGGCAGCUGCUGAGCUGGAACAACCUGAGCAGGCCCAAGGUGCCUAUCGAAAGGCUGCUGAACUUGAACCAGGGCAGUUGCUGGCAUGGCAGGGUUUAGCAAAUUUGUAUGAAAAAACAAACCAUGCUGGUGCCAGAGAGGAUUUGGUUAAUGUUUACGAGAAACUCCUGGAACUCUAUGAAAGCACUGAUAAACAGAAAUGGUGUGAUGUAUGCAGAAAGCUUGUGGAGGUGGAUCAGCAAGAAAAGAAAUACUUUCAGGCGGCUCGAAUGUGGCACAAGCUGAUAAAAGUGAGACGAGAAGAAGGCGCAGACAGUGCUGAACUUCAUCAGCUAUGGAAGAGAUUGAUCCAGCUACUGGAAGAAUGGUCUCCUCUCCAGGAUAAUGAAACACAGCAGCUGCUCCUUAAGGCGUACGAGGAGGCACUGAAUUCCUCAGACCCAGUUCCAAGUGAAGAUCACCAGAAGCUUUUCAGAGAAUUCAUUCAAUGUCUAUCAAAAUUUCCUCAUGAGUAUUCAGGAUUGAGGAAGGCCUGUGAGAAUAUGAUCAUUUUGUAUCCUGCUGUGAGUUAUCCUCUGGAAGUUCUUUGCUUACACUUCGUUCAGUCAGGCAGUAUGGCUGAAGAGGCCCUCAGUUGUUCUCAGAAGCUUCUGGAUAUUGACCCAAGAAGUGGUCCAGCUCUUAUUGUUUUAGGGAUUCAGUUCCUUCAGGAAAAAAAAUACAACGAAGCUGAAAAAAACCUCACAGAAGGUUUGCAGCAGACCAGCCAGUGUCCAACAGCUUGGUGUUACUUGGGAAAAGUGCAAGUGGAAAUACAUAAGUACAGAGAAGCUGUUCAGUCUUGCAAUCAAGCCUUAAAGAUGUUAGCACAACCCAAUGAACCUGGUUCCAAUCAACAACAAAAAGACAAUGCCUGUCAUCUAAAAGCAGCAGCCUUGAUUAAAAUACCCGGUGCUGAUUCUGCAGAUGAAGCUCUAAGAUGCCUUGAUCAGAUUUUAGAUAAGAACAGUGAUCCAAAACUUAUAGCUCUUAAAGGACAAGCCUAUCUGAAUAAAGGACUUAUUGAUGAAGCUUCAAAGAUUGCACAGGAGCUUAAGGCGAUGCAUCCCAACCUGGCAGAAGCCCACUAUCUUGAAGGUUUAAUUCAGUAUAAGCAAAAAAACUAUCAACAUGCAGAAAGAAGUUUCCAUGAAGCUAUUGCAAAAGAAGCUGAAGUAGCUGACUUCCAUUUCUGCUUGGGUCUCACUUACUGGUUUAUGAGUGAAGAGACAAGAAGAGAUAAAUCAAAAGCUCUUACACAGUUUCUGAAGGCAGCAAAACUUGACACCUACCUUGGAAGUGCUUUCCGUUACUUGGGGCAAUACUAUAAGGAUAUCGCUGGAGAUAAGAACAGAGCUCUUGGCUGUUAUAAAAAGGCUUUUGAAAAAGAUAAAACAGAUGGGGAAGCUGGAGCAGCUGUAGUAGACUUGAGCACUGAGCUUGGGGACUUGNNNNCUGCCCUUGCUAUCUUGACGGAGGUGACGGAACGCGCAAGUGCUGGGAGAGCAAAAUGGGCCUGGCUUCGUCGUGGGCUUUAUUACCUGAGAGCCGGACAGCAUUACCAAGCUGUGGCAGAUUUGCAGGCGGCUCUGCGAGCCGAUCCAAAGGACCCUCACUGUUGGGAGUCCCUCGGAGAGGCGUAUCUAAGUAGAGGGGGACACACGACAGCGCUGAAGUCUUUCCGAAAGGCCAGAGAACUGAACCCCAAGUCUAUAUACAGUAUUUAUAAAGCAGCAGCAAUUGAACAGAUGCUAGGGAAAUAUAAAGAGGCUAUUGCAGAAUAUCAGCACAUCUUAAAGACAACAAAAGAUUACGUUCCUGCUCUGAAAGGUCUGGGAGAAUGUUAUCUUAUGAUGGCAAAAACUGCUCUUGUUGACUACCUGGAUGGGAAGGCUCUGGACUACAUAGAACAAUCCCUUGGUUUUUUAGCACGAGCAGCAAAGCAUCGUCCCGAAGUGUCUUGCCUUUGGAAGUUGCUUGGAGAUGCUUGUACCUGUGUUUGUUUUAUUUCACCAUCCAAAGUGAAUGUGAAAGUUCCUGGGUUCCUUAUUGGUCAGAAUGUGGACAAAUGUAUACUAAAGAAAAGUGAACUGCUGAGCCUUGGAGGAAGGUGUUAUGGCAGAGGAUUAAAACUGAUGUCCUCACCAAAUACGUGGUGUGAUCUUGGCAUAAAUUACUAUAAUCAAGCCCAGCACCUGACAGCAAUGGGCAGUAGUGAGAAUGAGAGCAGUGAACUGUUAGAGAAAUCUGUACAGUGUCUUAAAAAAGCUGUGAGACUGGAUAGCAAAAACCAUCUUUAUUGGAAUGCCCUUGGUGUGGUGGCCUGUUGCAAAGGUGUUGGAAACUAUGCGCUUGCUCAGCAUGCAUUCAUUAGAUCUAUUCAGGCUGACCAAAUUAACAUCAUUGCCUGGACCAAUUUGGGAGUCUUAUAUUUAACAACUGGAAAUAUAGAGCAAGCACAUGAAGCCUUCAAAGUAGCCCAGUCCCUGGAACCCUCUCAUCUAACAUGUUGGAUCGGGCAGGCUCUCAUUGCUGAAGCAGUUGGAAGCUAUGAAACCAUGGACCUCUUCAGGCACACCACUGAACUCAGCAUGCAUACUGAAGGAGCAAAAGGCUAUGCCCAUUGGGUGUGCUCAACCCUGCAAGAUAAAACCAAUAGAAACACUGAUUUGUAUAGAUACAAUAUUCUUCAGAUGAAUGCUGUUCCCGCCGCACAAGUUGCUCUGACUAAAUAUACAGAAAGAAUCCAAAAUGAUGCAUGUGCCUUCACAAUGCUUGGCUAUUUGAAUGAAUAUCUUCAGCUGAAAAAGCAAGCAGCAGAUGCAUACCAGAGGGCAGUUUUGUUGCUGAAGAAUUCUGAAGAUAAAGAAAAAUACAAUGUAGCAAUGAGAAAUUAUGGCAGAUCACUGUGUACUCUUGGCCAUUAUGAUGAUGCCAUUCAAGCUUUCUUGUCAACUGGUCUCUCAGAAUUUGAUGAUAUCAUAGGAAUUGCUCUGGCUUAUUUCAAGAGAGGACACUUUCAAGAAAGUCAAAAGUCUUAUGAGAAAGCUCUCUCUGCUGCUGAAAACGAGCAAGACAAAGCAUCUGUUCUGACAGCCCUGGCAAUAUUGGAAUACAAGCAGAAUCGACUGGAUGCCGCCAAAACCCUCUUAUUUAAAUGCUCUAUAUUACAGGAACCUAAUACAGAAAGUCUGCAAGCUUUGUGUACUUUAGGGCUGAUAGCGCAAGAUGCUACACUUGCAACAGCAGCCCUUAAAGAAUUAUUAAAGCAUUUAGAAAGGAAGGAUGAUCUUUAUAAGAGGUGUCUCCUGACAUCUGCUGUCUAUGCAUUACAAGGCAGAAGCCAGACUGUCCAGAGACAAGUUUCUAAAGCUGUUCACAGCAACCCAAAUAACCCUGUCCUGUGGUCUCUUCUGUCUCGACUGGUACCCAAGUAUACACCAAAGAAUGCAAAGGGUGGGGCUGUGGCGGGGACUGUUGCCCAUAUUCUUGAUUUAAAUCAUGGAAAGAAAGCCUUGCUAAAUACUGCUGUGAAUCAGUUGGCUUAUGGAUGUCACACAGUGGAAGAUGACAAGAACAAUGCCUUGAAGAAUAUUCAAAAGGCUGUCCAUCUUUUUCCAGAUGAUCCUGCUGCUUGGUCUGUGCUCCUGGCUGCCUGUCAUGCUGAAAACACCAUUGUUUGUCUGUAUAAUACAGAGCCCAAGAAGACAAAUUUGGAAAAAAUGAUUGUCACCACAGUCUCAACUAAAACUAAAGAAAAGGAUCUUUCAGCUUCUCACUCCCAGGCUCUUGAAGAGUGGUCCCUUUUCCAAGCCAUUACUGGUUUAAAUGAGACAGGUAGCACAUCAGAAGCUGAGGCUCUCUGUACAAAGGGGUUAAAAACUUUUCCUGAGCAACCAACUUUGUACUUGCUUCUAAGACAAGUUCAGUGUAAACCACUUCUGCAGUCUCACAAGGAGCUUCCUGAUGCCAUCUUGGAAGAACUCCGAAAGGCAGUGAUGUCCAAUUCCACUUCAGUUACAGCGUGGCAUUGGUUGGCGCAAGUAUACCAGUCACAGGGAAUGAUGGUUUCAGCAGAGAUGUGCUACCGAAAAAGUCUGCAGCUGGCAUCCCAGCAGGGCAACUGGAGUGGGAAGCUCUCUAGUCUACUAAGACUUGCUAAGCUUGCCCUAGAAAUCUGCAUGGCUAAUAUUUCAAAUGAUCACUGGCCAUCUCUAGUUCAAGAAGCCACAACAGAAGCCUUGAAAAUUUCUUUUUGCCCUCUGGGUGUUCUGUUUCAAGCACUUCUACAGUAUACUCGCAAAAUGGGAUCAAGAGAGACUCGUCGCAUGCUUGAAAGAGUGGUGUAUCAAUCUGGCUACCCAACAACCAUUACGUCUGUUGCCCGAUGGUAUCUCUUAAGACAUCUAUAUGCCAAAGAUGACUAUGAAUUAAUAGAUGCUCUUGUAGCGAAUGCCAAAGCUAAUGGAGAUGUUCGAGCACUGGAACUAGACAAGAAGCUUGCAGCUGCCGCCUCCUAGCCUGAGCUUCAGAGGGAAGACGGACAGAAGACCUCUUUCCAGUGGCCCACAGCAGCAGCAUCCAGAUAGCAACUCUUCCUUAAGUUCAAGCCUCCUCUCCUGUUAGUGCUAAGAAAACAUAUUUUAAAAGGAAUUUGUUAUUAAACUGCCCAUUUAAAAUUGAAA
Pogona vitticeps (central bearded dragon) is the source of this 5099-nucleotide messenger RNA. Lineage: Eukaryota; Metazoa; Chordata; Lepidosauria; Squamata; Agamidae. The record is from RefSeq and is a predicted model, not a curated record.